Messenger RNA from Trichoplusia ni (cabbage looper), 3042 nucleotides. RefSeq lists its product as uncharacterized. The transcript is spliced from 2 exons. The record is from RefSeq and is a predicted model, not a curated record. NCBI's taxonomy places the organism in Eukaryota, Metazoa, Arthropoda, Insecta, Lepidoptera, Noctuidae. The coding region runs from base 152 to 1879 and encodes 575 amino acids.
UUCGCGAGCAAUAGAGUCAUCUCAUAUCGAUAUUCGCGUUCGCGAGUCGCCCGGGCGGCUUUCAAGCCACAUCCUGAGUAUCCUGAAUCUACGGGACAACUGCGGAGCCAGGCGGAGAAUCCAGACAUCGAUUCGCAGAGAAAGAACCAAUAUGAAACUUAUGACUCUGCUGCUACUGACAAUACAUGCGACGCAUCCUCAAGAGAUAAGACUUGAGACCCUAGCUGAUGGGCCCGGACUAUUACCAUACAAACUGGGACCGACACGACUAACCAUACACUAUCAUUCCUUUAUACAACCCAUUGACCUCAACGAUAUUGAAAAUAAAAUCGACUCUGUACAGACUCAACUUAAUACAUUUAGGACUAAACUCGAUAACGAAACUUACCUACUCUAUGAAUAUCAAAUUGAUUAUCUUACUAAUAAGGUUGGCAAAUUACUACACCAAAUUAAAUCUUUAGAACCUGUUAGAGUUAAAAGAGGUCUUAUAGAUGGCCUAGGGUCUAUAGUAAAAAGUGUCACUGGCAACUUAGACUACCAAGAUGCCCUUAAAUACGACGAGGCUCUUAAAACCUUACAGACCAACGAAGGCAAAUUAACAUCAGAAUUUAAUAGCCAUCUGAGUCUUUGCAAAGAGUGGAUGUCCCAACACAAUAAAGUGUUAGAACAACUAACUUUAAAUCAAAUAAGAGUUAAUGCCACUUUAGAACUACUAUUACAAAAAGAAGCUUAUAGGGACUAUAGCUUAAUUAAAUUUGCGAAAUUCGCACAAAUCUUAGGAAUUAUAACAAACAACGUAGAAGAUUUAAUGUUAGAAAUAAUCAGAUUAGAAAAUAUGAUGGCUUUUAUACGCGCAUCUAGUACUCAUCAUUCCAUGAUUGAUAUAGAGGCCUUGCAGUCAAUGAUAGAUAGAUUAAAAUCCCUUUAUACUCCAAAUCAAAUUCUAAAUUUAGAACUUAGAGAAUAUUACAGCUUAAUCAAGCCAGGAUCUUAUUUCAUCGAUAAACGUAUAGUAAUAGUAUAUAAUUUUCCAAUUGUUUCCCAAGAUACAUAUGACCUAUACAAACUAUCCAUUGUACCCAACAAAAGACAACUUGCCCUUAUUCCUUCCUCUCCUUAUAUAGCAACAGAUGAGAAAUCGUUCGUGUACAUAGAGGCUGAAUGCCCGAAGUAUAGCAGUACUUAUCUCUGCGAAAAGAAGACCGGCCAGCAGAUCCAGUCGAAACCUGAUUGUAUUCAGAAACUCAUCGUUCAUCAGAGUCUAGAGAAUACUUGUCAAUUCACGAAGAUAUCUCUCAUCAAGGAAGCAGUAGAAAAAUUAGACGACCAACAUUACGUGCUGUCUCUACCCGAACCUACCAAAGUUCAGUUGGCAUGUGGGAGAAAGGACUUCAACACACUUCAAGGAAGCUACCUCGUAACCAUCCCUAUGGGUUGCUAUCUACAGACUCCAGAAUUAACUAUAAUAAACGAUGACAACGCGAUAAAGGGUCAACCAUUGAAACUAGCGAAGAUACCAUACGAUGAAAUGAAUCUGACUGCCGUCUCUACCCACAUCAAUUUCAGCUCGAUCGAUCUGGAAGACUUACACAGCAUCCAAACUAAAUUCAUGUUGGGAAAACCUAUUGACAUCGAGGAGAUUCAACCAACUGCCCUGUACCACACAACCAUCCCACUAUACGUCAUAUUACUGGGCGCAAUCCUAUUUUUCACUCUGAGAUUAAUUCGCAAAUACAAAUGUUGGAGACUAAAAUCAGAAGAUAAAGAAAAGCAGUCAUCUCUUGAGAUACAUACAUACGAAGACGUCAAGAAAAAUACCAGAAAACGAGAUGACUUUCCAGCAACAUUUUCUCUUAAUAUGGUCAAAAAUAGUUGCUGAUCUAUGGGUGGAGGUGUUAAGUAUGGAGCCUUAAUGGAUAUCAUCGACGCUGCAUUUCCUGUUAUUGUCCGCCAGCUGCAUAGAAACUGUCUGAAUGACGUAAAUCGUCAUGAACCGCUGAUGUAGCGAAAUUUGUAAUUAGUUAUUAACUCAAAAUUGUAUGCAUUCCUAUUUCUAAUAUCGAGUAGGUCUCACGCAUUAAUUAUUGUAAUUUUUAUAAGUAAUAAAUUAGCAUUUAAAAUCAUUUUUGGUUUUUUUUCUAUCUGCCGUCUGCAGUAUACGUAAUUACCAUGAGUGGCAUCAAUUUAUUAUUUAUUAUUAUACACUUUUAUAUGGAUAUGUAUUUAAGUAAAUAUUAAGUACCAUAAAAUGAUUGUUAAAUUUUCUUCUUUUUAUUUACAAUUGAUUUCGUCAGUUGUUUAUGUGCAUGUUUUUCCUUAUAAUAAGGUUAAAAAGCACUUUACCGUUCCUUUAACGUGCACAGCUGGAAUUCAAGUCUCAUAAGUUAUGAAUAUGGUCGAAUACUUAAACUGAAAUCUAUUUCAUUGUCGGAUAUGCUAAUUACUCUGCGACAUACCGAUGCAUAGAAAGACAUCACCAAUUCUUCUUACACGCGAAAUAAUUGCAUAUUCAUACAGGUAAGUAGGUACAUGAAUAUGUAUGUGAGGAAGGACGAUGACUCACAUUUGUCACAGUUCAUAAAGUAAAACAGCUUGCGUAAUAAACAGAUCAUUAAGAAAUAAUUUCUGAAAUCGUAAAAUCACUCAGCUUGUAGAGUCGGAGAGAGCUGCAGUGCAACCCAGGAAAUAUUAUUAUGUUUAUCGUUACAUGUUAAGAAAUGAAAAAUAUUUUAAUGUGUAUAUAGAAGCCGAUUUUGUAGGCGUUUUAACACUAGCUUUUGGAGAGUCAGGGUAGAGACAGGGGAUUCUAUUGUAUUGGAUUUAAAUCUUUUAAUCUCCUUCACCGUCAAUAAUGAGUGUCUGAAAUGAUUUUUUUAUAUAAUGUGGUCUUUUAGGUCAAAAAAUAUAUAUUUAUUAGCCACGCCCAGUGUCGUAAGGGAUAAAUUACGACGUAAACUUUUGAGUAUGUUCAAAAUCAUUUUCUUUUGUAGCUCGUUUGAAGCUCAAAAGGCCUAAAAAUAAUAGUCGAAAAGUUCAUUUAAA